UUUUAGGUCAAAGGUCAUAUUGAUCUGGGGCAAGUGUCAUCUUGGCAGCUGGGAAGAUGUUGACGAAUAUUCUGCAGAAAAGCGCCAAAUUUACGGGGAUUUGGAGGCCUAAACUUCCACAAUGUUCUCUCUCGGAGCUGACAAAAGUGUGCCGUACGUUUUCAACAAGCAGAAGACAGCAUGGAGUGGACCUGAAACCAGAAGGAGUCAAUCUGACGCACAGUUACUACCACAGCCUCACCACCACCCCCCUCCAGGGCAUCACCAUUGGACAGAAACUACAGCAGACUGUACAGAAGUUUCCCGAUCGUGAGAUGCUGGUCUUCAAACGGGGAAACGUUCGCAGGACGUUUGAACAGUUCUUCGAGGAGUGUGACCAGCUGGCAGCAGGUUUUGUGGCCCUGGGGCUGAAGAAGGGAGACAGAGUGGGGAUGUGGGGACCCAACACCCUGGAGUGGGUCCUGACACAGUUUGCAACAGCCAGGGCUGGCUUGAUCUUGGUCAACAUAAAUCCAGCCUACCAAACUCAUGAAUUGGAAUAUGCUCUGAGAAAGGUUGGUUGUCGUGCCCUUGUGUCAGCCACAACAUUCAAGACUCAGGACUACUACAGGAUGCUUCACCAGAUCUGUCCUGAACUAGAGAGCUGCAAGCCCGGAGAGCUGGGAACUAAAAAGUUGCCCAUGUUGGAAACAGUCAUCAUGCUCGGGGAGGACAAAUUUCCGGGAACCUUCUCCUUCCCGGAAGUCAUGGAGAUGGGUGACCACGCCCACAGGAGAGCUGUCCUGGAGAUGCAGGACAAACUUCAGUUUGAUGAUCCAAUCAACAUCCAGUUUACAUCCGGAACAACAGGGAACCCCAAGGGUGCCACAUUAACUCAUCAUAACAUUUUGAACAACCAGUGGUUCAUCGGACAUCGACUAGGAUAUCACGAAAAGCACCACAAGAUCUGUAUGCCCGUGCCACUGUACCACUGUUUUGGGAUGGUGGGUGGUACCCUGGCUGCCGGGGUGUUUGGGACCACGGUUGUCGGUCCUUCGCCGAGCUUUGAACCAGAGCCAUGUUUACAAGCCAUUCAGGAAGAAAGUUGCACUGCUGUGUAUGGAACCCCCACUAUGUUCAUCGACAUGCUUCAUCAUUCUAAUUUUGACGAAUAUGAUUUGACAAGUCUUAACACUGGGAUCAUGGCAGGCUCACCUUGUCCCAUUGAGAUCAUGAAACAGGUGGUUUCCAGAAUGCACUGUCCUGAAGUUUGCAUUGCAUAUGGGACAACAGAAAACAGCCCAGUCACCUUUAUGGGGUACAUGGCAGACAGUCUGGAGAGGAAAGUGGGAACCAUAGGACAACCUUUUCCUCAUGUGGAGGUUAAGAUUGUGGGUACAGACGGACGUGUGACCCCUGUGAAUGAGCCGGGAGAGCUGUGCACACGCGGUCCUGGGACCAUGCUGGGGUACUGGGACGACCCGGACAAGACUGCUGAAGUCAUUGGAGCAGACAGGUGGUACAAGACUGGAGACAUUGCUGUUUUGGACGAGGAGGGAUACGGACAGAUUGUGGGGAGGAUCAAGGACAUGAUCAUCCGAGGAGGGGAGAACAUCUACCCCAGGGAGAUUGAGGAGUUCCUCUACACUCAUCCCAAGAUUGAGGAUGUGCAGGUAAUUGGAGUUCCUGAUGAGAGGAUGGGGGAGGAGGUGUGUGCCUGGGUCAAACUGAGGGAAGGAGAGAGCAUGGAGGAGGAGGAUGUCAGAUCAUUCUGCAAGGGAGAGAUUUCCCAUUUUAAGAUUCCAAGGUACAUCAGAUUUGUGGCGGAGUUCCCCCUGACAGUCACUGGAAAGGUGCAGAAGUUCAAGAUGCGGGAGCAGAUGACCAAGGACCUCAACCUGCAGAUGUGGGGAUGAGCAUUCAUUUUUUUAUGAAAACGACAGAAAAACGUGGAAGAAAUGUUUUUAAAAGAUAAUUCAAAUUCAGCAUUAUAUAGUGAUAUAGUUUUAUUGCAAAUUCAUGCCCGAGAGCUAAUUGCAUGAACAGAAGAAACAUUUGUAUAAAAACAGAUAAUUAGUACACAUAGAACUACUGAUAACUAUUAAGAGACCACUAUAUAUUGAUAACAGCUGUGUAACUUUUGAUAUUGCCUCAAAGUUGUAAUUCUUACUAAAAAUCAUUUUGUGUCCAUCACUUAGUUAAGAUAUCAGUUGAUAGAACAGGGUUGUCUUCCAUUAUUCAGAUGAAUUUUCAUCAAAGUCAUCGAGAGUCAGGUCAAAAAUAGACUUAUUAGUGCUUGAAUGUACAAAAAAAUAAGAAGGAAUAAUCAGGCAUAUCUUUGAUGAACACUGUAAGAAUCAGAAGCAUAAAGCAGAUGGGAUGGAGAGUUUAAAGAGCAUCGUGUAUAAGGGGAUCUGUUUUUAAAGUUCUGAGAUUUUUAUGCUGAUCAUGAAUGGUUAAUCUUUUCUGGAACUGGCUAGCAAGUGGCAGCUGCCAGCUGUAUUCUAUUUGUGAUUAGUCCAAUCAGUGUCUUUCAUAUCAUACUACAGUACUUACUUGUAUAUGUUAAGUUAUGCAACUGAAUAACUCUUUAACUAUGAAAUAUGUACUCAUACAUAAUUUAUGAGGGACCAAUAACCAUUGGAUUUUUGGAUAUAUGCUGAAUUUUUACUCUAGUUAAUGCAUUGAGUAUACAGGUACUGGUGUUACCUUUAGAAAUGGUGAAAUGGCAAUGAUUGCAGAACAAGACUUAAAACGUGGUUAUGAUUUUUCCAUUAGUCUCAGAUGGAAAUGAUUAAGUGUAAUAUAUUUCUAUAUACAUGGCCAGUAAUCUCACCUUUCUUACUUUCAAUAAUAAAAUCUAUUAACUUGUUA
Branchiostoma belcheri (Belcher's lancelet) is the source of this 2853-nucleotide messenger RNA. Its product is annotated as acyl-CoA synthetase family member 2, mitochondrial-like. The record is from RefSeq and is a predicted model, not a curated record. Gene Ontology annotation, molecular function: medium-chain fatty acid-CoA ligase activity. Gene Ontology annotation, biological process: fatty acid metabolic process. The coding region runs from base 57 to 1895 and encodes 612 amino acids. NCBI's taxonomy places the organism in Eukaryota, Metazoa, Chordata, Leptocardii, Amphioxiformes, Branchiostomatidae. The transcript has 16 exons.